AUCACACUCCCUCGUGGCAUCUGGAUUGUUGAAAGAAAAGCAAUCGAGGGAAACCUAAUUCUCCCAUUCCCGUCCGAUUAGAUUCGAAUCGUCCCCAAAACCACGCCUUGUCGCUUCCUCCGUUCUCGGUUCGAUCCCCCGUCGGAAGGGCAUGAGGCGCUCCUCCACCCGGAAGUCUGGCUCCGCCGCCGCUGUGAACCCCUCCUCCGGCUCGUCCUAUGCCUACCGCUCAGCUUCUGGUAAAGCUGUUUCGAAGGAAGUGGAACGCAUUGACAACCUAUUUUAUACAUACGCAGAUGCUUCGUCUGGCUUGAUCGACCCUGAAGGCAUUGAGUCUUUCUGUUCUGAUCUGGAAGUGGAUUGUACAGAUGUCAGGAUACUUAUGCUGGCGUGGAAAAUGAAAGCUGAGAAACAAGGAUACUUCACUCUAGAAGAAUGGCGUAGAGGAUUAAAAGCACUACAUGCUGAUACUAUAAGUAAACUGAAAAAGGCACUUCCGGAAUUGGAAAAAGAGGUGGCAAGACCAUCAAAUUUCUUAGUUUUCUUCUCGUAUUCAUUCCGCUAUUGCUUGACAGAAGAUAAACAAAAGUCGAUUGACAUUGAAAGUGCUUGUCAACUGCUUGAACUUGUACUAGGCUCACAAUACCGACUUCAAGUUGACAAACUUGUUGAAUACCUUAAAUCCCAACGUGAUUACAAGGUUAUAAACAUGGAUCAAUGGACAAGCUUUCUUAGAUUCUGUAAUGAGAUAAACUUCCCAUCUCUUGACAACUACGAUGAGGAGCUUGCAUGGCCCUUAAUUUUAGACAAUUUUGUUGAGUGGAUGAAGGGAAAGUGACCUUAAGGUUUUAAGGUGGACAGAUGCGGCCCUCAUACUUGGAGCUUGUUCAAGGGGACAUUUGUGUUGAUGCCUAAACCAGGAAAUACAUUUGCUUCUUGGCUAUCACGCAGAAAUCUGAGCGACCAUGAACACCAUUUCUCGAUAAAGAAACACCAUUGUUCUUAAUUAGGCAUCCUUGUUGGUUUUAUCUUUUGCCUCCUUGUAUUUGAUUUGCAAUAAAGAUGCUGAAGACAUUUCAACUCUAUAUCCAAUACACUGAAUAUAUCCUAUCGAAUUUCUUGUACUAAAUUAAA
Zingiber officinale is the source of this 1134-nucleotide messenger RNA. RefSeq names its product DCN1-like protein 4. The record is from RefSeq and is a predicted model, not a curated record. Lineage: Eukaryota; Viridiplantae; Streptophyta; Magnoliopsida; Zingiberales; Zingiberaceae. Gene Ontology annotation, biological process: positive regulation of ubiquitin-protein transferase activity; protein neddylation. The transcript is spliced from 10 exons. Bases 152 to 838 code for a protein of 228 amino acids. Gene Ontology annotation, molecular function: ubiquitin-like protein binding; ubiquitin conjugating enzyme binding; cullin family protein binding. Gene Ontology annotation, cellular component: ubiquitin ligase complex.